UUAAAAACUGUUGCACUGCUUCGCUGGGACGUCAGUUCAUUCAGAACAGUCGAAGUGAGCAGACCACUGGAGGAGAAAGGACACCAGAGACCAGGAGUCGAAGUCGACCUCCCACCUCCAGCUAGAUCCGAUUCCGAAUCCUAUUUGGGACAACAACAUUCAGUGAAGUGCACCCAGAAAAACAAAACCGUAAACAUGCCACAAAUAUCGUUGCCCAGCAGCAGUUUGCUGGUAAUUCUGGCACUGAUCCUGUGCCUCAGCCCGCUGAUCCGGGCGGUGCCCGCCUCCGUACUUGCCCAGGACACGGAGCUUUCCACCAGCGCCAAUCAUAAGCUCCAGCAGCAACAGAAGCAGCAGCAGCAGCUGGAACAGCAGCAGCAACAGCCGGCAGCAGCGAAACGUUCGGAGGACGCGAAUGGCGUGCCCACGGCGGACAAAAAGUCAAGUCCGGAAAUUGUUCCCGCUUCCUUUAGUAAUGCUCCCUCGGCCCGGAAUAGUCCCAUUCCGAUCUCUAGCCAGCCGCAGCAACAGGUGCCAUCCGGAGUUUAUGCCCUGCCCUCGAACGAGGAGAUCCUGGCCGCCGUAGCAGCUGCUGCCCAGAAUAGCCAACAGCAGUUGUCGGAGGAGCCAACUCCUUUGGAGGAGGCAGUGGCCAGCUCUACGAUGCGCAAACGAGGCAUCAACUAUGAGUACAACCCGUACUCCCUGGCCUCUAGCGAUUAUGGCAGUGAUGUUCCCAGUGGCGUUUGGUCCGAGGACUACGAGGCCGCCGUUCCUGUCAGCUAUGGCGAACGGGACAUACAGGAGAUUGAUGAUUAUGUUCCGGAGAGAAGAGUGAGUGGCUCGAGUGCCCGAAACAAGGCCUAUGACAAUCUGCAAAAUCUCCUCAAUGCCGAGGCUUACUUGGAGAGCAUUCCCCUCUCGGUUCCGCUGACCUAUGCCAACCGGAACUACAAUCUGGAUGACCGGAACAAACGUGGAAUCUACUACAAUCUGGGCAGUAAUGGUGCCAGUGGCCUUAGCAGCGGAAGUGGCUAUAAUAGCGAAAAUCUUAACUUGAACAAAUACCGACGGUUCAAUGAUAUGCGACUGAAACGCGACACCCAGCUGAACCCUGCUGAUAUGUUGGCCCUGGUUGCCUUGGUGGAGGCCGGCGAACGAGCGCGCAAGGAAAGCGAUGUGGAGAACUCCGGACCCGUGCCGAUGAUUGCAUCCGAUGACCUGGACUAUGUGCCUGCAGCAAAUUGGUUAGAUGUACCUGUACAGUCGCAACCCGCUCUAGUGGACUACUAUGGAAUGCCAGUGGACAAUCAGAACCAGGUGAUGCCCAAAUACGAGUACGUGCCGCGCCAGCACAAGUACAGUGGAGUGAAUAGUCGUUUUGGUUCCUCGAGUCCGCGAUAUAUGGUUGGCAAGAAGAAGCGUUCGAUUAGCCAAAGCCAAUUCAUGAACGAACCGGUGGCCGAUCGCGGAUCCAGCUAUAAUGGGGAAAAGUACUUCUAAGGAGAUACCCAACGCAUCCGAUAGUCUUUAUAGUUAUUAAUGAUAGCCACAGGCCCCACGAAGAGUAUUUCUUGUUUUUUUGAACAUUGAACACAAAAUACAUAAUCCAAAGAACAUACAAAAAGGAAAAUUUCUAAUUCAAUUAUAGUAAUGAGAUAGUGUCAAGGUCAACUCGUGUGCAAUUUUUGCGUAGAAUUUCAAUUUUAAACCAAACUAACAAGAAUUAAAUUAUUGUUAAAAAUAUAUAUAUAUUAUAUUGUACGUCAAAAACAUAAUCAAAUCAAUGUUUUUAGGUGAUUUUGUCCCACGAAAUCUAACUGUAAGCCUAAUCGAAAUGAAACCAAACCGAAUCUAUGCCACUUAAUACACUGUAAGAAAUCGAUGUCUAUGGCAAAACUACUGAAAUGAAAGAAAAAAAAAUAGCAAAACCAGAGAAACCGCAACUAUCUGUAUCUACUUGUGUAAUACUUAUCGAACUAGAGGCUUCCCGACUAGUACAAAAACCAAAAACAAAAUGUGAAGAGAAUAUAUAUAUAUAUGUAUAUGAAUAUAUCGAAUGGCAACAAUCGCCAAAAACGGCUAGUUAUCAUACUUUAAUCGAGCUCAGAAGCGACAAUGGUCCUCUUUAACCGCUUUAAUUGAAAACUCAAAUAUUUUUGAAGACAUUUGGCGCCACACAUUGCCAUACACAAUUUUUUAUAUAGAAUCGCGCCGACUUGGGGACAAAACGAUCUGACAAUUGAUGAGAAUUUUAAUCUUAUAUACUGAAUAUCCGCAUCUAAACUAUAUAUAUAUAUAUAUAUAAACCUAUUAUAUGUAUACAAUAUGCAAACUAUUUGUCAAAAUUAAACUAAAAAUGGCUCAGAGCAUAAAUAUUUUAAAUAUUAUAUGCCGACGAAUGGCUAAGGUCGUAUUUUUAAUUUUGAAUGAAAUUGUCUGACUGUUUUUUGGUAAUAAUCAAAUAUACAUAUGUACUAUGGAAUAUGAUAAAAAUAAAUUAUAUAUAUAUAAUAUAUAUUACUUAUACAGAGAUUUCAAAUGCAUUAAUAGCGUAUAUAUAUAUAUGUGUGUGUGUGUAUACAAUACAAUAUAUAUAUGUAUAUAUAUAUAUAUAUUUAUGAACACUCAAGUAACUAUAAUAUUACAUAUAUAUAUUUUCCAAUUACACACAUUUUGGGUCUCUGAAUAUUUGGCCUUUAUUUAACGCCUUAAGUUCUUUGCGCGAGCUUAAUUUGAAAAUAUAUUAAUUUACAAG
Drosophila eugracilis is the source of this 2758-nucleotide messenger RNA. Its product is annotated as J domain-containing protein DDB_G0295729. The record is from RefSeq and is a predicted model, not a curated record. Lineage: Eukaryota; Metazoa; Arthropoda; Insecta; Diptera; Drosophilidae. The transcript has 5 exons. Bases 196 to 1503 code for a protein of 435 amino acids.